Messenger RNA from Peromyscus eremicus (cactus mouse), 924 nucleotides. RefSeq names its product sulfotransferase 1 family member D1. Gene Ontology annotation, biological process: sulfation. The transcript has 7 exons. Gene Ontology annotation, cellular component: cytoplasm. Gene Ontology annotation, molecular function: sulfotransferase activity. Bases 16 to 903 code for a protein of 295 amino acids. Lineage: Eukaryota; Metazoa; Chordata; Mammalia; Rodentia; Cricetidae. The record is from RefSeq and is a predicted model, not a curated record.
AUCUAGUCUCUCCAAAUGGAUAAGAAGCUGGAUAUCUUCAGGAGGGAGUUAGUUGAUGUUCAAGGUGUUCCUCUCUUCUGGAGCAUUGCUGAGCAGUGGUCCCAAGUGGAGUCCUUUGAGGCCCGACCUGAUGAUCUUUUGAUCUCCACCUAUCCCAAAUCUGGGACAACCUGGAUCAGCGAAAUACUGGAUUUGAUCUAUAACAACGGGGAUGCAGAUAAGUGUAAACGGGAUGCAAUCUAUAAACGAGUGCCUUUCAUGGAGCUUAUAAUUCCUGGAUUGUCAAAUGGUAUUGAACUGUUGGAAGGCAUGCCGUCUCCUCGGCUGGUGAAAACUCAUCUACCUGUUCAACUUCUUCCUUCCUCAUUUUGGAAAAAUGACUGCAAGAUGGUCUAUGUGGCACGGAAUGCCAAAGAUGUGGCUGUUUCUUACUAUUAUUUCUACCAAAUGGCAAAAAUGCACCCAGAGCCUGGCACCUGGGAGGAGUUCCUUGAUAAAUUCAUGGCUGGGGAAGUGGGUUUUGGUUCCUGGUAUGAUCAUGUGAAGGGCUGGUGGGAGAAAAGAAAAGAUUACCGUAUCCUUUAUCUGUUUUAUGAAGAUAUGAAAGAAGAUCCAAUGUGUGAGAUUAAAAAAUUAUUAAAGUUUCUAGAGAAAGACCUACCAGAAGAAAUUGUAAAUAAAAUCCUCUAUCAUAGCUCUUUCGAUGUAAUGAAGGAGAAUCCUAGUGCAAAUUACAGCACUAUGAAGAAAGAAGAGAUGGACCAUUCUGUGUCUCCAUUCAUGAGAAAAGGCAUUUCAGGUGACUGGAAGAAUCAGUUCACUGUAGCCCAGUAUGAGAAAUUUGAAGAAGAUUAUGUCAAGAAAAUGGCAGAGUCAACACUCAAGUUUAGGUCAGAGAUCUAGGGAGUAUUUGCUUCUUAAUCU